Suillus paluster is the source of this 738-nucleotide messenger RNA. RefSeq lists its product as uncharacterized. The coding region runs from base 1 to 738 and encodes 245 amino acids. The record is from RefSeq and is a predicted model, not a curated record. The transcript is spliced from 8 exons. NCBI's taxonomy places the organism in Eukaryota, Fungi, Basidiomycota, Agaricomycetes, Boletales, Suillaceae.
AUGGUUCUUCCAAUGUGCGUGCAUCACAAAUUCAAGAAGAUUCCUUUGCUACCCAAGUGGGUUCUUGCGCUACCCAAGCUUACUGUUCAUCCUCUGUGGGAGAAAGUGCAAAUGAUCUGUCGAACGUUGAGCAUCUCGACUUCUUGUAAAGAUGCAGAACUCAUUGAGGCACUGAAAGCUUAUAUUAAACAUCAGCGAGAAGAUCAAUAUUAUCUAGUUGAACAUUUUUUUGAUGGGUAUGAGCGACUAUCGAGGAAGCAGUUAGGUACACUGGCUGUGGCACACGGUUUGUCUGUAUCGAAAAAUAACAUGUCAGAAGAGGACUAUGCGCUUCUGAUCGUGAUUCAAUAUCACAUGCCUACAAAUGGAGUUUCAUUUGAACAGAACACCAGCACCAGUCAUCUGCGGCGAAUUUUAAAGCAAUAUGUUAAGUCAUUGAAAAAGGCGAAAAAUGUUGCCAAAACUGUGAAAAACGUCGACGUUUGUGAAAAAAUACAUCGUGAAUGGCCUACAAUUCCAUCUUCGACAUUGAAGCAGCAUGUUGUGGAGAUGUUUAGAUCAGAAACAUCAUCCGAGAAAUUGCGGUCUGACACUUACCUUGAUCUCUCCGUGUUACGUCGAUCUGAUGAGUUGCAAGGUGAACUUUCAGUAGAAGAUGAAUUUUGCUCUUCUACUGUGUUAAAAGGCCUCAUGCUUGAUCCGUCUGAACUUACCUUGGGAAAGUUCCCGAUGAGUUAA